ACGUGCGGAGUCUUGCACACUGCAGUCGAUUUGAGUCGCCGAUAGUAUCGACUAGUAGACCACCACGUGGGUCUCCUCUGUCGCAGUUAACACACUUGUGUUCAACGUCCAGUAGUUGACCACGUCCGAAAUCAGUGAGCCUGGAAGGAGAGAGGAUGCUUGACGAGGACAGGUCGACCCAGGUAGCUCGCCACCUUACUGAGGUGUACACUUACACCGCGAGUAGCGCCUGAACCGGUUUUAGAGCUGGGGGAAAUUUAGAACGGAUUAUAUUUUCUCAGUGAAGCGUGAGGGCCGGCUGAGAAGCACCAGUGUAAAGGCUGCGGGUUAGACAUGAAGACAGGAGUACCCAGUGCCACAAAACAUGUGACAUAGAACCUAAUUCGCUUCCUUGUGUGGAUAUAUCUGUAUAUACCUGGAAGGUCCACGGACUGACUGGUCGGCUUUCAUGUGAUUUAUACUUUUGUGUUGUGACACAGAUACUUCCGGUAAACCAAUGCUGGUGAUAUCUCUCCUCUGUGCAGAUACUUCCGGUAAACCAAUGCUGGUAAUAUCUCUCCUCUGUCCAGAUACUUCCGGUAAACCAAUGCUGGUGAUAUCUCUCCUCUGUCCAGUUACUUCCGGUAAACCAAUGCUGGUGAUAUCUCUCCUCUGUCCAGAUACUUCCGCUGCCCUGAGUGACAAGGGAGGGUUUCCCCCACGGCGCUGUGACGUCACACAGCAAAAUGGCGAGCGACACACUCGGUGGGCUUAUAGCAGCAUCAUGUAUAGCAGCAAUUCUGGCCAUCUGUCUCCUGGCGCUCCUCAUCUACUGGUUCUACGGCAGGUAUUCAUCUUCGGAUGAUGAAAAGGAGCCGAUUCAGCAGGAGUUUCCGCUCACCGCCCAGAGAUAUCGCCCCCGCCCCUCCUACACUACUCAUGCCGUACACCCCCGGGCAAGACCGCCACUGAACUUCUUCACCGUGAGGGGUGGCCAGCCCUAUCCCGCCUUCCGACCGACGAUAGGAUACAGUGGGGCGGUCGUCUACCUAGACGAUGAAAAUGGCAGAAGAAAAGUUCAUGGGUCGUCCCAAUCUACAAUUCGGGACCGUGAGCAAGUCGGCCAUGAUCGACAAGCGAAUGGAGCGCCUGGAGGUCUUUUUGUCAGGGAAAUUGAAAGUGCUGAGGAGAGGGUAGGCAUUGUAUCCUCGGAUAACGAACGUCCAAAUGGAAGAGUGUAUGAAUCCAACAGAGGGCGCACUAAAACACGCGACAGACACAGGGCUAAAUCUCGAGAUAAAAAGUCAAGAUCGAGAUCUAAGUCACGUGACAGAAUUGAAAAUCUUAGAAAAUCAAAGUCUGAUGAUAGACGCAGCUCUCGGCGCAGCCAUGAAUCUGCGACAAUCAAGGCGAAGGAAGGCGAUAUCAUCUUGGCCCCGGCGAACAGCCAUCAGAAUCUCUCAGUUUCGAGGACGGUGUCCGCGCCCAUUACAACCGGCCUUGACCUUCACGUAUCAAGGAUAUCUCACAUCAAGGACCCCGACCCUGCACCAGAACCCCCUAGAUUGUCGAACGGUUUGACAACACAUUACACCUCUGACCCACAGCCAGAACCAUUACGACUCUCGAACGGAUCGGCAGUACAUCACAUUCCUGACCCGGAACCAAUUUCUGACCCUGCACCUCGUCGUGACCCUUCACCUCAGCCAAUGAGCUACUCCUUUUAUAAACAGGAAGAACGGGAAGAGCCGACGGUGUUCGGUAGCAGCAAUGCAUCUUCGGCAUUCAAGGAGACGACACCGCGAGCUGAUUAUCUUUUUGAUUCGACAUCUGACUUUCAGCAUCCAGUUGUGACUCCUCGUGAGGACUAUAACGGUCCCUAUGAUCAUGAGGAGCAAGUUGUCACUUCCGCCUUUAGCUUCAUGAACGUUGAGAAAGAUGCUUUAAGAUCAGAGCCAACUGAUAUCUACCCAGCCCGACAACCCCGACGCCCUCCGACCCCGCCAUAUGACGGCGAACCUGUCAUUGAUCCGGAACCGGAAGCCGGCGAAACUGAGUACUCCUACACACGGAGAAUACCGACGCCACCCGACAUGAACCGAUCAUCUUCGCCGGAAGAAGAUCCGACAUACAACCGGUUAAAAUUCCGCCCGCCAACUCCCCCACCUGGGAUGAUACGGCAUGUGAAUGAGGACGUUGUAGACGAGGUACCUGAGACGUCACAGAGAGGUUCCAUGAGGCAGAAGAUCAUUGGUACCAAUGACUCUCCAAUGAAGAACGCUCUAAUUGAAGAAUUGAUGAAGCGACGGCAACAAAGUGGGGAUGGCGGCCCCUCCCCUCCACCCCCUACUUCGACAUUACCGGAUGAUUUUUCCCGGACGAUGCCUCUGUUGACAGCUCAGGACGUCGUGCUGUACAGUUCACCAUGUCACCACCAGAGAUUAUUCCACGAGGCCAAGAGAGCCCCCAAUCCCCGCCGUUUAAUAGCGCGAAUUCGCCUUUUGAUUCAGUGCCAGCCCCACCUCCACCUCCACCACCCCACCCCCCGCCACCCCCGCCACCAUCAACCAAGCUUUGAUGUCGAGGCGUGGCUGGAUACCACUUCAGAUAGUGAUACGCAGCACCCACGGGUUCUGCUGCAUCGUACCCGUUUUAGCCAAAACAAUCAAAAGUAUUUGUGUACAGUGUUAAGUGAAGGGCGUGACUGUACUACGGAUAAAGUGCCUUGUAAUAUGCCUUCGUUUUAUGUCCGGACAUAUCAAUAUGCUGACAUCUGACGGUGGAACAGGAUAUGAUCAUAGAUGUCAGGUGCCAUAAACUAUGAUAUGGAUAUUUGACAUUAGAGAAUAUCACGUGACACACUCUUCACAUUGAUCACACUUUCCACCUUAUGCCAACAUCACGUACGCCAGACAACGUACGCCAGUCAAGGUCACCGAACGGACCAAGGUAACGUUGGGCCAUACUCCUUGGCUUGUGUUAAGGUGUUUUGAGGACAGCACCACGUGACUACAACGUUCUACUUAGCGUACAGAGAAUAUACACCACAACGGCACCGUUCUACGUAUAUAGAAUAUAUUUACAUAUCAAAUGUCUGUACUGGGAUGGACUGUAAAAUCACUUUCACGAAACUGAAAUGAAUUCAAACACCCAUUUUAUAAACUUUAUACACAAUAUGCAUUAAUUAAACAUGCCCCCAAUCGCGAUGAACAAGAGGUUGUUUGGUGAUUUAACAUAACGACGGAAAUUUAAUCCAUAAAGAAAGUGACUAAAAUACUUGUCAUUCUAAUGUAUGAACAGCGUGUGCGGGGAAUUGUCUAUUAAAAGAAUGAAUACCAGUUUACGUGUUAGUAGUUCUCCGUGCGUAUAUUUACGGUCAGUGUCAUCUAUACUAUUAGAAAGGUGAAGGACCAUGCGAUUCUUUCAAUAUGAAAGAAUUUGCUGGUUCUUAACUUGUUUUGAGUAGUAUACAUGCAGGUGUCCUCGGAAUACCUCGAAUACCCCCUAUGCCAGCAUUGGAAAGAUUAUUAUUCAAUGGAAACUAUACUGACAAUAUCAUAAAUAAUAAUAUCACUAAUCAAAUAAUAUCAGUUUGUUAUUAAUACGACGAAAUUAACGCGAUGCAAAUAAUCAUUUCAUUGUAUGCGACACAUCCAUACUGUUAAACAGGCCGUACACAAUGUCUUCAUGUUUGUUUUAUUUUGUUUGUUUUUUACAUAAACUGUUUUCCCUUAACCAUGUAGUUUGCUCAAAAAAAGAACAUACUCCUUGGACAGGUUGCUAGAGGAAAUGAGCGAAUGGUAAGUAUUGUCUCAAGAAUUAAUAGGUGUACACACGUCCUUCGUCCCAAGUGGUUUAAUAAUGUGCUGUCGAAACACAUGUGGAUUUCGAUUUCAAUUAGAAACGGUAUAAGGCGCCGAUAUUCGCUGAUGUUCCCCUUCUCUGUCAGAGCCGUUAGGCCUGGGUUCGAAUCCUAGAUUCACCCCAUUGUGAUUCUUGUGGGUCAUCAUCGGUUUCGUUGAAGUGCUAAACGUAUUCCUUCACUCUAUAUACAACUGAGAUAUACUACUCCACUUUUCAUUGGGUAUUAUUAUAUCUCCACGAUGAACAAAACUGAUUUUUCAUAAUAUUCCAAGUGUAUAAUUAACUCGACUUGUUUGAUUUUCCCUUUGAAACGUUGGGUAGUAUAUGAUUCAAAAUAAAGAUAUCCUCUAGAGUGCCACAUGACAUGUUUUCGUUGUUCCAUAGGUAAUCUGGUAGGUCUACUUUAAUCAGGGUAAGUAGAUGCCU
This is a messenger RNA of Haliotis rubra (blacklip abalone), 4269 nucleotides long. Its product is annotated as proteoglycan 4-like. The record is from RefSeq and is a predicted model, not a curated record. The coding region runs from base 726 to 2756 and encodes 676 amino acids. Lineage: Eukaryota; Metazoa; Mollusca; Gastropoda; Lepetellida; Haliotidae. The transcript is spliced from 8 exons.